This is a messenger RNA of Rhinichthys klamathensis goyatoka, 5083 nucleotides long. RefSeq names its product L1 cell adhesion molecule, paralog a (gene l1cama). The record is from RefSeq and is a predicted model, not a curated record. Gene Ontology annotation, molecular function: protein binding. Bases 411 to 4238 code for a protein of 1275 amino acids. Gene Ontology annotation, cellular component: axon; plasma membrane. The transcript has 29 exons. Gene Ontology annotation, biological process: axon guidance; cell-cell adhesion. NCBI's taxonomy places the organism in Eukaryota, Metazoa, Chordata, Actinopteri, Cypriniformes, Leuciscidae.
AAGACAAUAAAGGAAUGGUCAGAGAAUGAGGAGAGAGAAGAGAAGAGAGUGAAGGAAAAAGGGUGAUGUCACUGCCUCUUGACGGCAGCCAAUCAGAGGAGGGGAGAGGCAGCUAGGGAGCCAGGAGAGGGUGUGUUUUCCUCGCACUGCAGCAUCAGCAGUGAACAGAGGCCACAAUCAAUCUGACAGAGCAGGAGACACAAGAACCUUGAGGGACAGAUAAAACAACAGAGUUGCCAGAGGAGGACGGAAACCUGAAGCGGUUUCGAAGCUGCAGAGUGAGAGUGCAUCAGGAGGGUGUGGACCUGAGAGAAACAUACAGAAAGAAGAAACGGUGAAGACUGCUCUUCUCUGAUUGGGAUAAUCUGAGAUUUUCUGGCCCGUUGUGUUUGUGCCUGCCAGCAGGUGCAAUGCCUGCCACGUCACUACAGCAGGUGGGCAGCAGGGGGCGAUGUGCUGCUCUCCUGCUCCCUCUCCUCCUGCUGUCUGUGGCUCCACGGCCCGGGGACACCAUGAUCAACAUCCCAUCCAAAUACAAAAUAAGACACUUGAAAAGCCCCCCAGUGAUCACUGCCCAGCCAGAGUCUAUCACCACCUUUUCAGCCGAUGACAUCACACUCACCUGUGAGGCAGCUGGGAAUCCCCCACCCACGUUCCGCUGGGUGAAAGAUGGUUUGGAGUUUGACCCCUCUAAAGACCCUGACCUCUCAGUGUCCAGAGAUUCUGGGACCUUCUCGUUGACAGCCAAGGAUGGACCCAUCCACCAGUACCAGGGCAGAUAUAACUGCUACGCAUCUAAUGAGCUUGGCACGGCCGUGUCUAAAGAGGCUCGUAUUAUCACAGAGAACACUCCCACUCUACAGAAGGAGAAGAAGGUGUCAAAGAAGGUUGAGGAAGGAGAGAGUGUGGUGCUUCCCUGUAAUCCUCCUAACAGCACCGUGGCCCCGGUCAUCCACUGGAUGGACAAAAGGCUGCGGCACAUUCAGCAAAACGAGCGUGUGAUUCAGGGUCGCGAUGGAAACUUGUACUUCUCUCAUGUGACUCCGGCAGACAGCCGAGAUGACUACACCUGCAACACUCAGUUCCUCAGCGCAUUCAUCAUCCAGCUCAAAGAGCCCAUCAAACUCACUGUUGUCCCCUCUAACUCAGUGGUGCGCAACAGAAGGCCACAAAUGAUGCAACCCACUGGCCCCCGCAGCUCCUACCUGGUGCUCCGUGGCCAAGACCUAGAGCUGGAAUGCAUUGUUCAGGGCCUGCCGGCUCCCAGUAUCCAGUGGAUCAGGAUAGAUGGAGUUCUGUCUGAGUCGCGCACCUCCACUGAGAGUUAUAACAGAGUUCUGCGCUUCAAGAAUAUCUCAGAGUCUGAGGGUGGCGAGUACCAAUGUACCGCCACGAAUCUGCAAGGCAUGAUCUCUCACAUCUACAGCAUCACUGUGGAAGCUGCCCCAUAUUGGACGAAAGAACCAAAGAGCCAGCUGUACGCCCCGGGAGAGACGGUCAAACUGGAAUGUAAGGCUGACGGCAUUCCCAGCCCUGAGGUCACCUGGAGCAUCAAUGGCAAUCUUCUUACUGAUAUUGACCCAGACCCCCGUCGCAGUUUGAAACCUGAUGGUCUCACUCUGAAGAAUGUGGAACUCAGUGACACUGCGGUGUAUCAGUGCAAAGCUGUCAAUAAGCACGGCUCUAUCAUCAUCAAUGCUUACGUCUAUGUUAUAGAACUGCCUCCCCAGAUUCUGACAGAAGAUGUACUCAUGUACUCUGUGGCAGAGGGACAGACGAUUGAUCUGGCUUGCGAGACCUUUGGCUCUCCUCGGCCCAAUGUCACAUGGGAGGGUGAGUCCUGGGGCGCACUUAUAGCCAACCCAAGGAUGAGUCCGUUAUCCGAUGGCUCUCUACAGAUCAGUAACGCCUCCCUCAAUGACAGCGGCCUGUACACCUGCACUGUCAGCAACAGCAAAAUCACCAUCACUGCUGAGCUGGCCGUACUCAAUAAGACAUUCAUUGUGAAACCUCCGUUGGCUCUGCGAAUUCAGCGGGGGAAGCCAGCUACCCUCACCUGCGAGUACCAGGUGGACUCCAGGCAGGGCGCCCCUCAAGUCCAGUGGAGGAAGAACCAAAAGAAGCUCACAGAGUCUUCUGAUUCAGACAAGUACAUGAUAGAUGAAUCCACCCUCAUAAUACCUGAAGUUGAAGAAGACGAUGAAGGGAUAUACACCUGUGAAGUCAUUACCACUCUGGAUAUGGCGGAAGCGAGUGGCUCCAUCACUAUCGUUGACCGACCAGACUCUCCAACCCAACUACAAAUGACCGAACCUAAAGAACGCAGUGUCACUCUCAGCUGGACACCUGGAGAUGAUCACAACAGCCCUGUGCUAGAGUAUUUGAUUGAGUUCGAGGAGACAGGAUCUGAAAGAAAUGAAUGGGAGGAGCUAAGCCGUGUGUCAGGCAGCAUUCAGCGAACUACCCUUCCCUUGAAGCCCUUCAUUUCUUACCGUUUCCGAAUCAUCGCCAUCAAUGACAUCGGCAAGAGUGAGCCGAGCAAGGAAACGGAGGCUUAUUCCACACCAGCUGCUUCUCCAGACAGCAACCCCGAAGGAGUGCGCAGUGAUUCCAUCAACCCAGGCACCCUUGUCAUCACAUGGAAGGAGUUGGAGAGGCGUAGUUUCAACGGCCCAGAUUUUCACUACAAAGUGAUGUGGAGGAAAGUUUUGGGCAGCGGUCCGUCCUGGCACACCAAAAACAUCACCUCUCCACCCUUCAUCGUCACAGAUGUGGGCAACUUCUCUGCCUUUGACAUUAAAGUGCAAGCUGUUAAUGAGAUGGGAGAAGGUCCAGAGCCCAAAUCUGCCAUUGGAUACUCUGGAGAGGAGACCCCUCUUGAGGCCCCUCUGGAUGUGGGAGUGGUUCUGAUCAACAGCACUGCUAUUAAAGUGACAUGGGCGGCCGUGAACAGAGAAACUGUGAGGGGCCGUCUGCAGGGUUACAAGAUUUAUCUGAAGCACUUUGACCCAGAAAGCAGACACCUCAGACGGGAGCGUGUUAGGGAGGGUAGGCCGACAAACAUCACAGUUGUGACGACGGACAGUAAUGAGGAGAAGAAGAUUCUGGGAGAUCUGCAGCCCUACUCCCAUUACUCACUGACUGUAAGUGUCUUUAAUCAUAAAGGAGAAGGACCCCAGUCUGAAGCCCUCACCUUCCACACUCCAGAAGGAGUACCUGGUCCUCCAUCAUUUUUACAGCUGGAAAGCCCUUCAGAGACAGAAAUGAUACUGCGUUGGUCUGCGCCCAACCAGCUAAAUGGAGUCCUGACUGGAUACAUAUUACAGUAUCAACAAGUUGAUAAUGAAGACAGCCCUAUGCGGAUAGAAAAGAUUGGCGACCACGCCAAUCACUUCAAGUUAAACCUGGACCCUCGCAGCCGUUACCGCUUCCACCUGCGGGCACACACGGCUGCUGGAGAAGGACUGCCAAUCAUCAUGGAGGGAGCUACCACACUGGAUGGAGGUCCACCCUCCAACAUUAGCUUAUCGAUUGGAGAGACAUCAGUCAACCUGACCUGGGUGUCGAAAGAAAGACAGAGAAAUGUGGGAUUCCAUAUUCAUUACCUGAGAGAUGGCAAAGGCAAAUGGAAGCACUCUGAAAAAGUAAACAGCUCUCAGUCUUUCUACACGCUGCAGGGGCUCCAGCCCGGAUCGCUGUACUACCUGCGGAUUUACUUCGGAAACAAGACUAUCUGGAUGGAUGAGAUCCAGACCGCUGGAACAAUAGAAAUGGAGAAACGGGAUGGGUUUGUGACUGAAAGCUGGUUCAUCGGACUCAUCAGCGCCCUUGUGCUAUUACUGCUGGUGCUGCUUAUUCUGUGUUUCAUAAAACGAAGCAAAGGUGGAAAAUACUCAGUUAAAGAGAAAGAAGAGGGCCAGAUAGACUCUGAAGCUCGGCCAAUGAAUAAUGAGGCUUUUGGAGAGUACAGAUCUCUUGAGAGUGACAACGAGGAGAAGCGGACGGCCAGUCAGCCGUCUCUGUGCGAGGACAGUAAGCUAUGUACCGACGAUGCUCUAGACGACUACGCCAACAGCAACAGCGUGCAGACCGAGGUCCUCAUGGACGAGUCACUGGCCAGUCAGAGCAGCGGAGUCCGAGAUGUUCCUGACCCUGAGACUCAGGAAAGUUCCCCUCUAAAUCCUGCCACAGCCAUCUCCCACCACGGCCUGCCCAACUCCGCCGCCCUCCUUGACUAGCCGGGCGAGACCGAGACCAAACGUGGAUUCACACAUGUGCCCACCUGUUGCAACCGCUCAUGAUUUACCAACUAAUCAAAAACCCACGAUAAUAAGACCUACACACACACAACAGACGCCAAGAAAACCCACCAGAGCCACUGCUGGAACUUACUUCAGACGUAAUUGGACCAACACAACACUUUUAACACAGCCAGAGGAAAACAUUCGACUGACAUAUAACAAAUAGACUGCCAUGCUCGUUGUUUACAGAUCUUAUCUCUCAUUUUACGAUAUAAAAUAGGCUAUAGCAGUUUACAGUUAUACAGACGUGACAAGAACAUCUCCAGAAGAGACCUCUUUGAUAAUCCGGUGAACUAUAAAGCAUACACCGAGCUCCUGUGGCAGACACCAAAUCAAACAUGGAGUCGGAUUCACCUGUUAGUCAAUAAAGAAGCGUUGUGGAAGGAGGGUGCGAGAGAGAAGAGAGAAGCUGAAGGCCUUAAAAUCAUGACUAAGUGCGUUGUGCAAGCGUAUAGACAGCGUGAGCUGGUUAUUCUGGUUGCAAAGUUUAAUCAACUUAUUGUGUUUUGUGCGUCUCUACCAUUUUGUUUACCAUUUUGCCUGAACCAUUUUUAUAAUUACUUUUUUAUUAUUAAUUUAUUUUUUUAACGCAAGGAUCACUUUUGUGUCGUGUUUUAAAGGUGCUUUAAGCAAUGUCAGCCAUUAUGAAACUUCUGAGUCUUGGCCACUUUUCCAAAACCCUACCCUACAAAGAUUAGCCCCUGCUGGUAGAUGCAGUAACUACACCAUCUGCUACUAACUAAAAACAUAUUUCUCCAUCAAAAUUCGCAAUGUAGUCUGUC